This is a messenger RNA of Apaloderma vittatum (bar-tailed trogon), 939 nucleotides long. RefSeq names its product embryonic pepsinogen-like. The record is from RefSeq and is a predicted model, not a curated record. Gene Ontology annotation, biological process: proteolysis. Lineage: Eukaryota; Metazoa; Chordata; Aves; Trogoniformes; Trogonidae. The annotation marks the transcript as partial. The transcript is spliced from 7 exons. Gene Ontology annotation, molecular function: aspartic-type endopeptidase activity.
AUGGAGUACUACGGGACAAUCUCCAUUGGCACCCCGCCGCAGGACUUCACCGUGGUCUUCGACACCGGCUCCUCCAACCUCUGGCUGAAAGUCUUCAUUUCUGGUUUUCCCACUUACCCUCUAGAAAACCAUCGGAAGUUUAACCCAUCCCACUCCUCCACCUACAAAAGCACGGGGCAGAAGCUGUCUAUUCAGUACGGCACCGGGGAGAUGGAGGGCGUCGUGGGUUCCGACAUCGUCACCGUCGCAUCUCUGGUGGACACCAACCAGCUCUUCGGCUUAAGCACCACUGAGCCCGGUCCAUUCUUUGUCCACGUGGAAUUCGAUGGGAUCCUGGGCUUGGGCUACCCAAAUCUGGCUGUUGAUGGGAUCACGCCGGUGUUUGAUAACUUGGUGAAUGCCAGCUUGCUGGAGGAGAACCUUUUCUCAGUCUACCUGUCCCGUGAGGCAACAGGAAGCAUGGUCAUCUUCGGAGGGAUUGAUGAGACUUAUUUCAAUGGCUCCAUCAACUGGAUCUCUGUCUCCUACCAAGGUUACUGGCAGAUCUCCAUGGAGAGCAUCCUCGUGAACAACCAGGAGAUUGCAUGCAGUGGUGGCUGCCAAGCCAUCGUCGACACUGGCACUUCCCUCGUGGCUGGGCCACCCUCAGACAUCAGUAACAUCCAGAGAGUGGUCGGGGCCUGGCAGGACACGUAUGGAGAGUACAAGGUGAACUGCAGCUCCGUUUCUGCCAUGCCCGAUGUCAUCUUUGUCAUCGAUGGGGUGCACUAUCCUGUGUCCGCCGUGGCUUACACCGAGCAGAAUGACCAAGGACCUUGCGUAAGCGGCUUCCAGAACACCUCUGGGAACCUCUGGAUCUUGGGAGAUGUCUUCAUCAGGGUGUACUACAGCAUCUUUGACCGGGCCAACAACCGUGUUGGACUGGCCAAGGCUAUUUAG